CGUACAACGGAAAUGCAUGCCAACUCAAUCAUAAACACAAAGAAACAUAUAUACAACAUGAACCACGAAAACUAUGAUCUAUCUUUCCCUGACCAACCUGUGGUCGAUCUCUACCUUCCGAUUUGGGCAAAUCUACCGGCCUUUCUGUCGAAGCCGGCCUUCAUUUGGGUCGAAGAUGAUAAUGAUCACUCGAACCAUGCACAAAACUGUACAACUCUCACCUAUGCUCAACUCCAUGAUUCUGUGCAGUCUAUUUCUUCUCAGCUAUUGAUUCCUUUGCAGAGAGGUGACACUGUUGUAAUCUUAUGCUCACCCGGACUUGAACUCGUUGAGUUCCUCUUUGGGUGCCAAAGGGCUGGCCUUCUUACUGUGCCCAUUUUCCCACCAGACCCUUCUUUUGCUAAAGAAAACUAUCACCAUCUUGUAAGGGUUCUCAGCCAAACAAGGCCUAAAGCUGCUAUAGCGCACCGAGAUUACAUUGCAAGUGUUCAACGUUACGUUUCUUCAUCCUCCAUUGACAAGAAGCUUGCCCAGAUGUUGCUAAGCCUCAAGUGGAUUUCCACAGACGAUAUCAAAGAUAAAAGUUCAGAUUCAAAAUGGUCUUCUUCAGGGUAUAAUGGCUGUCAACCAGAUGAGGUGUAUUUAGUUCAGUACACUUCUGGUGCAACUGGGAUCCCGAAGCCAGUGCUUGUCACGGCAGGAUCUGCUGCUCACAAUGUAAGGACAGCGAGGAAAGCCUACGAUCUUCAUCCAAAUAGUAUGAUUGUCUCCUGGCUGCCUCAAUACCAUGAUUGUGGCCUUAUGUUUCUGUUGUUGACCAUAGUUUCCGGUGCAACAUGUGUGUUAUCAUCACCUGGCGCUUUUGUUAAAAGGCCAAGGCUAUGGCUCGAGCUGAUUUCAGAGUUCAAAGCAACAUGUACUCCAGUUCCAUCUUUCACGUUGCCACUUGUGGUUAAGCGCGGUGGGAUGGACAAAGGAAGCCAACCCAUUAAUCUAUGGAGUUUGAGGAACUUAAUCAUCAUUAACGAACCCAUUUACAGGGCGUCAGUUGACGAGUUUGUCGAUGUAUUCAAGCCUUUUGGGUUAAGCCCGUCAUGUAUUGCUCCAUCGUAUGGUUUAGCAGAGAAUUGCACCUUCGUUUCAACGGCGUGGAAAGGCAAUAAUGGCAAUUCUCCAAUGUUUCCAAACAUUCUAACCCACAACAAGCUUCUGCCUGCUGCAAGAUUGGCUUUAAGGUGUGAAGAUGAAGAGGAGGACAUGGACAUUAUUGUCAUGAAUGAAGAGACAUAUGAGCCAGUCGAGGAUGGUAUCGAAGGAGAGAUCUGGGUUUCAUCCCCCAGCAAUGCCUCCGGCUACCUCGGCCACCCAUUCUUAACUCGCAAGGUGUUUCAAGGGAGACUCAAUAGUAGGAAUAGCAAGUGCUUUGUAAGAACAGGCGAUCGAGGCAUUGUCAUAGGAGAAGAGAGGUAUCUCUUUGUGACAGGCAGAUGUUCAGACGUGAUUAAGCUACAUAAUACUCUUGAAAUCCAUCCUCAUUACUUAGAGACUACAGCUUACAAUAGUUGCCCGAAGUUUCUCAGAGGAGGUUGCCUUGCAGCAUUCGAGAUCUCAGACACAGUUGUUCUUGUUGCUGAGUUGCAGAGAGCUGAACAUGAUGUUAGGUUUUUGAGAAGAUUAUGUGAAGGAAUCAGGAAAAGAGUUUUGGAGGAAGAGAAGGUUGAACUUGGAUAUGUGGUUCUAGUUAGAAGUGGGAGUCUUCCAAAAACUACUUCAGGCAAAAUACAAAGAUGGGCAGCUAAGGAUAAGCUCAUGGAAGCCAAAAUGAGUAUUGUAAUGGACAUUCAAUAUGGAGAGUGCAGCAGCUUUUUGCUAGCAGGAGCUCAUGAAACUAAGGAGAGAUUUGAAGGGAGAGGAAGAGAACAUGAGAAGAGAGAAGUGGCAACUGGAAAGAGUGAGGAGAUUUUUCACUCACUGUCGAGCAGUAGGCCGCCAAGUCGUCCCUCUUUGCUUUCUCUCCUAUGAGAGCAUUUCUCUCCUAUGAUUGUACUUAGCUUAUUAUCUUCUAUAUGAAACUUAUAAAUAUGAAUAAA
Molecule: messenger RNA, 2090 nt
Organism: Juglans regia (Persian walnut)
Lineage: Eukaryota; Viridiplantae; Streptophyta; Magnoliopsida; Fagales; Juglandaceae
Product: long-chain-fatty-acid--AMP ligase FadD26-like
Exons: 1
Coding region: 13-2022 (669 amino acids)
Biological process (GO): lipid biosynthetic process
Source: RefSeq, a predicted model, not a curated record